Messenger RNA from Entrophospora candida, 282 nucleotides. The record is from the annotation of a GenBank genome assembly. Lineage: Eukaryota; Fungi; Glomeromycota; Glomeromycetes; Entrophosporales; Entrophosporaceae.
AUGCAAAAACUACCAGAUUCCCAGAGACUUAAAGAAGCAGUGAAAGAUAGUUCUAUUUUUGCUGCCAUAUAUCUUAUCUGUCCAGCAGUUGGGUAUGCCGUUAUUGAAGCAUUUGAUGAUGAAAAUUUGAAGAAUAUAAUUAAAAUUCUAAAGGAGAAUUUUAGAGCUCACAGAUUUCAAAAUGCAGCAUUAGCAGGAUACCCAGUCAUCCUUAGUUUUCAGAACCUGGCACCGGAGGUGAAUCCACAAAAAAUGACAAUAUCAGUAAAUAAGGUUAUUUGA